AUGUCUUCUAUGAUCACUACUACGGCCUGGGUGCGGCGUGGUGUCGCAGCCCAGUUUCCUACCAAGUAUGAAAUUGACGAGAAGGAAAUGGACCGGAUAUCCAAGCUUGCUCGCAUGCAGCUUGAGGAUGCCCAAGAGGAUUUGAGUGCUGCAAAGGCCGAGGAGGAAGAUACCGCUAUGGAUGAGGAUAAGAAUGAGGAUGCUAUGGAAGAUGACUCGAAGGAUGAGACCGCCAAGGAGGGCUCUGAUGCGAAGACAACCGAGGAUGAUGACGAUGUUCUCAAGGAGUUCGAUCUCGACCACUACGACAGCGAUGAGAUCGAUGAAGAUGGCGAGAAGAUUACUAUGUUCGGCAAUGUUCAGUCUUUGGCUUACCACCAGCCCAACGAGGAGGAUCCUUACCUCGUUAUUCCCGAGGACGAGGAAGAUGAGGACCGCGAGGAGCUCCAGAUUAUGCCUACCGAUAACCUCCUCUUGGCUGGAAAGGUUGAAGACGAAGUCGCACAUUUGGAGGUCUACGUUUACGAGGACCGCGCCGAUAACCUCUACGUGCACCACGACAUCAUGCUGCCAGGCAUUCCUCUGUGCCUGGAAUGGCUCGACAUGCCCGUUGGCAAGAACACCGAGGGACGUACACAGGGUAACUUUGUUGCUGUUGGAACUAUGGAGCCUGAUAUUGAGAUCUGGGAUCUCGACGUUGUGGACUCUAUGUACCCCAACGCCAUCCUGGGUCAAGGUGGCCAGGACGAGGACCGCAAGAAGUCUAAGAAGAAGAAGCCCAAGGCCAACGACGAGUACCACAUUGACUCCAUUCUGGCUCUUGCUGCUAACCGUCAACACCGCAACUUGCUUGCUUCUGCCUCUGCCGAUCGCACCGUCAAGCUCUGGGAUCUCAACACCACCUCCUGCGCCAAGUCCUACUCCCACCACACUGACAAGGUCUGCUCAUUGGACUGGCACCCUAAGGAGUCUACCAUCUUGCUGAGCGGUAGUUACGACCGCACUGUUGUGGCUGCUGAUAUGCGUGCCCCCGAUGCCAAGGCCCGCUGGGGCGUCGACUCAGACGUCGAAAACGUCCGCUGGGACCCUCACGACCCCAACUUCUUCUACGUUACCACUGACGGCGGUCAAGUCUACCGCUACGAUGUUCGGAAUGUUCCCGCCACUCCCGCCGAGUCCAAGCCCGUCUGGACCCUGCAGGCCCACGACUCCUCCGUUUCUUCAUUCGAUAUCAACCGCACUAUUCCCGGCUUCUUGGUCACUGGAUCCACAGACAAGGAGGUCAAGUUGUGGAACGUCGAGAACGACAAGCCUAGCAUGGUUGUGUCUCGAAAGCUGGAUGUCGGAAAGGUCUUCUCCACUGGCUUUGCUCCUGAUGCCGAGGUCAGCUUCCGUCUUGCUGUUGCUGGUAGCAAGGGUAACGUUCAGAUCUGGGAUGCCUCUACCAACGGUGCUGUCCGCCGCGCUUUCGUUUCUCGUCUGCCUGACUUUGAGGGUGAGGUGAAGGAGCGUAUCACCGGUUUGAACCGGGAUGACGACGAAGAGUCCGAGGAUGAAGGUGUUGAGCCUGGUGCUGAGGGCGCCAACAUGGGUCCUGAUGGAUGGGAGUCCAUGGAUGAGGAUUAA
This is a messenger RNA of Penicillium malachiteum, 1626 nucleotides long. RefSeq names its product rRNA-processing protein PWP1. Bases 1 to 1626 code for a protein of 541 amino acids. Gene Ontology annotation, biological process: rRNA processing. The record is from RefSeq and is a predicted model, not a curated record. Gene Ontology annotation, molecular function: protein binding. The transcript has 2 exons. NCBI's taxonomy places the organism in Eukaryota, Fungi, Ascomycota, Eurotiomycetes, Eurotiales, Aspergillaceae. Gene Ontology annotation, cellular component: nucleus.